UACCAGUGCACUGUACGUACCGGUAGUAUAAUCGGAAGGCCACUAGAUGCACACACGCCUACUCUAUCACUAGAUUGAUCUUGAAGAUUAUCAUACUUAUGCGAAAGGUAAUGCCUAGGAAAGAGAAUGGCUACUUUAUUCUUCAGAAGCAAGACUGCCUUUACAUAGGUUGAUAAUUGAUGGGUGUGCAUUGCAGCAAGAAAGGAGUCAGAGUAGCCUCAACUCCACCACACAGUGAAAUUUUGACAGCACCUUCCCCCGAAUUGCUACCAGAAGAAACUAUUAAAGAACCUCUAUCACCUUCCACAGACUCGAUGACGGAGAAUCCAUUUACAGAUUCUUCUUUCGAGUACAAGUCCCCUCCAAGGCAGUCCAGGACAGUGUGGAGCUCCUUCAAACGUAACGCUGGAUCCUCCUCUCCAAAGCGUAGCCGAAGCCUCAGGGUAAAGAAGACCCAUGAUGUUGUGACACCAGAUUCAUUAGAUGUCCAACCCAAUAAGGAAGUGGUGACCCUCGAUAGACUAGGAGAUGAGGUAGUAGAUUCCUCCUUUAGAGGUAGUUUUAGAUCGUCAAAACGUAGUGGAAAGUUUAAGAGAAUGUCAACCAAGCCAGGAUCCCCCGAGUGUUCGUCCCCUCCACCUACAGGGAAUGGUACAAGGAUGGAGAGCACUGUCACUCUAGCUAAGGAUGUGAUCCAGCAGCUGAAGCAGGAUACAUUGUGCACAGAGAAAGUAGUAGAAGCCACUCAACAGCUCUAUAGGAUGGUAGAUGAUGCCUGGAGCACCCCAAAAUAUGGUCGUGACUUGGCCUACAGCAUUAGUGAUGCAUUACGAAUGGAAGGUGGCUUAGAUAUUCUCCUUAAAAAUUGUAAAUCCGAUGACCGAGCCCUCCAGCUUAAUUCCGCUAGGCUACUAGAGCAGAUAAUGACAGCUAAUAACCGUGACUUUGUAGUUAGGAAAGGCCUAGAAUCCGUUGUGAAAUUAGCUUGUUCUAGAAAAGAACCUACACUCCUGCAAAUAGGCAUGGGAAUCCUGGAGAACCUCUUCAAGCAUUCGGAGGACACCUGCACAAAGGUUAUUGACCGUGGUGGACUGCAGGCUGUUCUCUACAGCUGUCGAAUGAGUGACAAUAUCACUCUCCGUCACUGUGCUGCUGCACUAGCUAAUUGCGCAAUGUACGGUGGCUCUGCCAACCAGCAGCGCAUGAUUGAAUUCCGCACUUCAGAGUGGCUCUUCCCGCUUGCUUUCAACUCGGACAACAGCAUCCGAUACUAUGCCUGCCUGGCUAUUGCUGUCCUGGCAUCCAAUCAGGCUAUUGAACGACAGGUUGUCAGCUCUGGCACCCUGGACCUGGUGGAACCAUUUGUGACCACCCAUGAUCCUGGUGAAUUUGCAAGGAGUGACAAAGCCCAUUCUCAGGGUAGAUCGGAGGGAUGGCUCACCAGGCUCGUACCUCUACUAGAAUGUACUAGGCGGGAGGCCAAGUGUCUCGCUGCAUUCCACUUCGCCAUGGAGGCAAUCAUUAAGAAGGAUCAAGGAAGAACUAAGGUUUUCCAUGAUAUAAACGUGAUAGGCUCCUUACGGCAGGUAGCCAGCAGUAACAAUGAGAUAGCAUCCAAGCUGGCCAUCCAGGCUCUUCGCACGAUCGGGGAAGAGAUCCCGUGCAAGCUGUCCUUCAAUAUUUCCUGCUGGAGUGUGAAGGAAGUUCAGAUGUGGGUCAAAACCAUUGGUUUUGCCAGUUUUGGUUUUGGAUUUGAGAAUCACAAAGUAGAUGGAGACCUACUCCUGACUAUUACUGAGACUGAAUUGAUGAGAGAUAUUGAGAUGGAGAGUAGUCUUCUCAGGAGAAGAUUCCUGCGUGAGUUGGGCCAGCUCAAAUGCAACUCUAACAGUGGAGAUAAGGAUCUCUAUGACUGGCUUAAGUCACUGGGUCCUGAAUAUCCACAGUACACUCACAAUCUCAUGCACUGUGGCAUCGACAUUCAGCUCCUGCCCUUCGUUACUGACAUACACCUCAAAGAUGACGGGGGUAUCACCAACGGUGUCCAUCGCAUGAAGAUACUCAAGGCUAUACAUCCAUGGGCUUUCAAUCCAUAUUCCUUCCCGGGGUCACCUGCUAAGAUGAAAAAUAUUACUGGUAAGAGAGGACUUGAUUACUACCCUAAAGUAUUUGACAGCCCUCAGAACGAAGACAAACAGUUGACUGAUGCAGGUGAUGCUAAAAACCAGCCCAGGAAGAGUUUAGAUGUGUUCAUAAGCUACAGGAGAGCAACCGGGUCUCUACUAGCAAGCUUGCUAAAGGUACACUUGCAGUUACGUGGCUUCACGGUCUUCAUCGAUGUGGAGAAGCUAGAGGCGGGCAAAUUUGACAACAAUCUCCUGAACAGUGUGAGAAGUGCUAAGAGCUUUGUGAUGGUGCUCUCCUCAGGCUCCCUAGAUAGAUGCAUGGGAGACAGAGAUCACAAAGACUGGGUCCAUCGGGAGAUUGUGACAGCUCUAGAGUGUAAAUGUAACAUUGUACCGGUCAUCGAUAACUUCAAGUGGCCCAAGCCUGAUGACCUACCUGAAGACAUGCGUGGUAUCUGCUUCUUCAACGGAAUCAAAUGGAUCCAUGAUUAUCAAGAUGCAUGUAUUGACAAGUUGGAGAGGUUCUUGAAGGGGGAGGAGAACAUGGAGAAGUACAUUGACAAUGAGAUCAUGGCAGUGAGGCAGAUGAUGGCAGGUCACGGGCUACGAACCAGCAGCGGUGGUAGUAGUGUGUCUUAAAGCCCAUCUGUACUAGUUUACAGGAGGGAUUGGACCACCCUGCAAGGUCACUGACAGGUGGUUAUCUCAUCAAAUCAGCCCU
This is a messenger RNA of Strongylocentrotus purpuratus (purple sea urchin), 2847 nucleotides long. RefSeq names its product sterile alpha and TIR motif-containing protein 1 (gene sarm1). Gene Ontology annotation, biological process: response to axon injury; negative regulation of MyD88-independent toll-like receptor signaling pathway; signal transduction. The coding region runs from base 180 to 2765 and encodes 861 amino acids. The transcript has 10 exons. Gene Ontology annotation, cellular component: dendrite. Lineage: Eukaryota; Metazoa; Echinodermata; Echinoidea; Camarodonta; Strongylocentrotidae. Gene Ontology annotation, molecular function: protein binding; NAD+ nucleosidase activity; signaling adaptor activity. The record is from RefSeq and is a predicted model, not a curated record.